AUGGAGCAUACCCACUUGAAGAUGGCGUGGAUUCAGCAUCACAUCCACCAAAAAGAUGGGUUUUUGACAUACCCACCACCACCACCUCCUCCUGCCUUGGUUUCUCCGUAUGCAGAUACGGGCUUCCAUAAAGAUUCGGCAGCGCCUUCUCCUCCUUCUACUUCAUCGUCUCCGUCAUCUUCUGGUACGAGAAUCAGCCCUGCUGUGCUGUUCAUUAUAGUGAUACUUGCAGUGCUCUUCUUCAUCUCUGGCUUGCUCCACUUGCUGGUUAGAUUCCUCAUAAAGCACCCAUCUUCCUCGGGGGGUGCUCAGUCCAGUAGGUAUCCUGAAUUGUCUAGCUCAGAUGCUCUUCAAAGGCAGUUGCAGCAGCUUUUUCAUCUCCAUGAUUCGGGUCUGGAUCAAGCUUUUAUAGAUGCACUGCCUGUUUUCCAGUACAAAGAGAUUGUGGGUCUGAAGGAGCCUUUUGAUUGUGCUGUUUGUCUCUGUGAGUUCUCCGAGAAGGACAAGCUGAGGUUGCUUCCCAUGUGUAGUCAUGCUUUCCACAUCUCUUGCAUAGACACAUGGCUGUUGUCGAAUUCUUCGUGCCCUCUGUGUAGGGGAACCCUUUUCAAUCCUGGUUUUGAGAACCCUAUAUUUGAUUAUGAUGAUUUCAGAGAAGAUGAAGGCUGCCAGGGGAGUAAUGUGGGAAAUGGUGUUCCUCCUCCGCAGAAAACUGUGGAGAUUGAGGAAGUUGUUAAAAAAGGCGUCGUGCCUGUUCGGUUGGGCAAAUUCAGGAGGUUAGAUGGUGGUGGUGGUGGUGAUGUGGCAGGUGGAGAAACUAGUAGCAGCAAUUUAGAUGCAAGGCGGUGUUUCUCGAUGGGUUCGUAUCAAUACGUGUUGGCCAAUUCAGAUCUCAGGGUUCCUUUGAGCCAUGAUGAUGGGCAGAGUCUUGGUGUAAAGCUUACUAGAGGAAGGGAAGAGAGUGAGAAUCCUUCCAUUGACAAGGAAUCAAAAGGCAAAAAGAUAACGAGUGUAUCCAAAGGUGAGAGCUACUCUGUUUCCAAGAUUUGGCUCUGGUCCAAGAAGGGCAUGUCUACAGAUGUCAAUAUGGGUAUGCCAUCUUCACUUAGUGAUGAUUUGCCAUGGAUGAAGAAAACACAAGAGAAAUAA
Messenger RNA from Linum tenue, 1149 nucleotides. Lineage: Eukaryota; Viridiplantae; Streptophyta; Magnoliopsida; Malpighiales; Linaceae. The record is from the annotation of a GenBank genome assembly.